This is a messenger RNA of Toxorhynchites rutilus septentrionalis, 2146 nucleotides long. RefSeq names its product protein HEG homolog 1 (gene slow). Lineage: Eukaryota; Metazoa; Arthropoda; Insecta; Diptera; Culicidae. Gene Ontology annotation, biological process: anatomical structure development. Gene Ontology annotation, molecular function: signaling receptor binding; calcium ion binding. Gene Ontology annotation, cellular component: extracellular region; cell surface. Bases 416 to 1585 code for a protein of 389 amino acids. The record is from RefSeq and is a predicted model, not a curated record. The transcript has 9 exons.
GUCUCGCGCGAAAAGCGGGCGAGGAAAAAAAAUGCACACCAUUCAUUAUUAAGUUCUCAGAUUAAGACUCGACGUGGGUUUAGUAAGGCAGAGACUCUCGGUCUGGUCGGAUAACUUGCAGCCCGUCGCGAUCGGUAACGCUUGUAAGAGGAUCAACACGCGCGCAUAUAUGUUUUGUAAAAGGUUGAUUUGCGAAAAUUGGCGUCUUCCGUGUUUCCACCCGGGCGUGGUGAUUGCGGGUUUUCACAAUCAGUAGCUGCAACAACGUUGCUCCCAAGGAGUGCACCUAGUGAUCAAUCCUCCAUAGCGAGAGAGCGCUCUGUUUUUUGUUUCAUUGAAUUCUGAUUGUGAAGUGUUAUUACCUUAAACUUGUUUGAAUUUCAUAUAUCGUCGGUUUAUUGAAUCAAAGGAAAAAAUGGGCAAAAUGCAGAAUAAAUUGUUCCUAGCAGUGAUCGUGGUGAUUAGUGUGAUUGCUUGUCAAGCGACUCAGCGUUCGGAUAGUGAUAACAGUGAGAAUCUUAGUCAGCAUUCAUCGAAACAGCUAGCUCAUCGUCAUCAUAAUCAACAUCAUCAACAUAAGCUGAGCUCGGUGUCCUUAGGCGGCAGAAAUUCCUCUCGUUACUCGCUAAUUGGGAGCGGAAACAAUUAUCAUCAAAUUGCGCAUGGCUAUCAUCAUCAUCAGACUCCUAAUGAAGGCCAACAAGCGCACAAUUGGUACCCUAGGAGUCCGGGUCCAACCCACCAGAAUCGUCGAUCGAAUCAUCCUGGACAUCCACGGUGGAAGCCUACAACAGCUUCUACAACCAACCCCCGGACUAACCAGCCUGGUGGUAAUACCGUAGGAGUACGACACGUGAAACGCAUGCUGAAACACAACAAUCACAAUAGGAAUGUUACCGGAAAAAACGUUUGCAGUGAGAAACGAACCGUCCACGUGCCAAUCUACAGGAAAUCGACCGUGAAGCACUACAUCCAACCCUGUCUGGACCAGAAGCUGUGUACAGAAAUUCGUGCAAACUAUGAGCCAACAUAUCAUCCAGUUAAACGAGAAGUUUACGUGUGUUGUGCAGGAUGGGAAACCUCAACCACCAUCGCGGACGGUUGCCACAACCCCAUCUGUCGGUCGCAGUGUCGGAAUGGAGGUCGCUGCACCGCACCCGAUACGUGUAGCUGUCCAGCUGGGUACGCGGGGUCCCUGUGCGAGCAGGAUAUCAACGAGUGCAAGAUAGACAAGCCGUGCGAUCAGACAUGCUACAACACGGAAGGCUCGUACUAUUGCACAUGCCGGGAAGGGUUUAUUCUUCAACCAGAUCGUCAGAGCUGCAAGAAAAUUGAUACCACGAACGAUGUUGCCACCGAGGCUAAAGAUAUGGAGAGUGAUGUCGAUUACGAUAGUCUCGAUACACGGUUAACGAAAUUAGAAAAGAUAAUCUUGAACGAAGAUCGUAGAUCACUAUCGGAAACCCACGAGUUGAGCCAGAAAGUUCAAUACGCGUUGGAUGCCAUUUCGUCGCUAAGAUCUCAAGUUUCUCGAUUGACACAAAGGCUCUACCCUACCGUGGAUUACGAGAAUCGAAUCAACUGAUUGUGAGAGCAGCCACGGAGCAGAAUAAUCGCUUGCUGCCAAGUCAGUGGGGGAAACUCGAAUCUCAACGAUGGAGGGUGUAUUUAUUGUAAUUAGUUGUAGGCGGUUUUAAUAUAAGCAUUAUAGAAUAAUAUCCGAAGGUAAAAACAAGCGACUUAUCAAAAAUAACAGCGUAGUUCUACGUCACAAUGCGGUCGCAUCUUGGACACAACUUCAUAUAUAUUUUUUUAAAUUGAUUUCAACCAAACGAACUUUUUUGUAAGUGUCCAACCAUAUGCGGUACGACAUCGGUCAAUCAAACGUCAGCAAUUGUUCGGUGAAACUCAAAGCAUAUAAAUCUCUGCCGUAAGUGGAUGUUUUCCCCUGAAAGGCUGUCAUCGGCGUCCAGUUUUGCGUGCUUCACGUUCAGUGUCUACGCUUCACAAAUCCAGAGAGAAAAAUCAUUUCUUUGAUUUUUUCAUCGAAUUUCUCGAGAAAAAAACGCUAUAUUUAUUGUCCUUACAAAUCUAAGAGCGGAAAAUAGGAGGAAGAAUAAAUGAAAUUAUGUAGAUGAAAAGUAAU